This is a messenger RNA of Dreissena polymorpha, 7657 nucleotides long. RefSeq lists its product as uncharacterized. The transcript is spliced from 12 exons. Bases 98 to 5458 code for a protein of 1786 amino acids. The record is from RefSeq and is a predicted model, not a curated record. NCBI's taxonomy places the organism in Eukaryota, Metazoa, Mollusca, Bivalvia, Myida, Dreissenidae.
CGAGACUGUGGCAUAUUGCCGCGAAAACUAAUGCGCAAAAACGGAAGUGUGCUUCAAACUAAUGGCAAAACAAACAAUAAAGAUAUUUCCAUAAACUAUGAAAACAAGGUCAGCAUCAAUCAACAGCUCCUUGAAUGCAAUUGACACAGAAAACCUGUGUUCUAGCGAUGAGCAAACAGUAAGCACUACAAAUGAAAUGCAGGGCCAAGACCCUAAAGAGGUAGCUACACUGAACAAACUAAUGGAAGCAGCUCCUAAAAAAGAACUUGAUACAGAUGAUGUUGUUAAGUCUAUUAGAACUGGUGAGGAAUCGGAGCAAGAAGUUGGGAAGGCUAGUGGAACAAUUCAGUUGCAGUUCAAUAGGGAUUUUGAAGAGAUAGAGAAUGAUUUGAAGGAAAAGUUUAACAGUUUAGACCAGCAUUCUGGCUCUUCAGUUUCUUGUGAUGAUGGUGAAAAUGAUGAUAAUGAGAAAGAUGCACAAAAUGAUGAGGAUUUUGAUAAACAGGGUUCAGUUUCAAAUGGUCUGAAUUCCUCAAUAACUAUUAUUAUUGAAACAGAGACAGAAAAUGAUGAUGAUGACAUUGGUGAAAUGAGCUUUUCCAAGGAGAAAGGGUCAGAUUAUGAUAUGUAUAAUUAUAUACUCAAACAUGACAGGAGUAAAGGCAGUAUGCAAGAAUUAAAUGAAAAUGAAGAAUCUGUGUCUAAUGAAAUUGAUUCCUACUCAGAACUUGAGCAGAGUUUAGUGGAUGAGAUUGAAACAGACAGUGAUGCAUUUGUUGACAAAAUUGUUGAAGCUUGUGGUGCAAAAGAUUUGAAAACUGAUAAAUGUUUUCAGGAUCUUCCUCAAAAUUUGCCCAGACAGGUUGACAGCAAUUUGAUGUACCACAAUAUGAAUCCUUGUAGUGGUAAUGAACAUGCCAAUGAUGUAGAUGAUGAAUUAGAGACAAGUAGAGACACAGACUCUAUGAACACGAAUAAUCCAGAUGUGUCUUGUAAAGAAAUCGAAGGAAUUCUAAAGUUAGCAAGUGUUGAUACUGAAAAAGAUUUGAAUAACAAUAAAAUUGAGACAUGCCCAGAUUCUCAAUACUCUGACUUCAGUGACAUUCAGGAUUCCAUACCCCAAAAUGUUAAAAAUAGCUACAGUGUAAAAAGCAUCCCACACGAUGGACUUGUUACUUCAGAGACAGACUCUGAAAGAGUGUCACCCGAAGUGUUUCACAUGACACAGUUCAGCCCAACAGAGGUCUAUGGAAAAGACCACGAAAUUGGUUACCACGGCUUCAACCAGUGGAAUUCAAAGUAUCCCACCAAUGGUUCACAAUCAAAUUCAACACUUAACACCCCAGAUCCUGUCAUUUUUGAAGACUGUGAGGUUGUGGGUGCAAGUUGGAAUCCAGACAGUGGAGUCUGGCCAGAUAUGACUGAGAAUCCAGUGCCAGCCAUGAAUGCUUCAUAUGCUGAUCAGAAUAGUAACCUAGGUGAAAAACAGGGGAUAAAGAGGAGCUAUAGUGAAGCGAUGGAAAAUAUGCAAAGAGGUCUAGUAAACUCUUGUUCACAGUUUUCAAUACCACCAGCGUCAGUAUUUAACAACUUGAUAAAUCAAGGUAGACCCCCAGACAUCUCCACUUGGACUGCUGUGAGCUCAAUGGGCUCUAGACAGGGCUACAGUAUAGAUCUGGUGAAUAAACCAACAUGUAAAGUGCCACCUUACUACCAAAACCAAGUCCAAAAUCCAAUAUUAAAUGACAAUUCUGUUGGAAGGAAUCCCAUGGCUUAUAACAGAAGUCAAACAGAGAUGCUGGACACUGCUAGUGCUAUAAAUCCCUUCGAUGACAAUUACAUAAACAACAAUGUUCCACAGCUAGGUGUAAACACCCAGCUUCAAGGACACACUCCACAAUUUAUUCCACAACAAAAUGUCCUCUGGCAAAGUGGCACAGCAGUUCUUGGUUCGCAGAGGUUUCCAUGUCAGUAUUUCUACAGCCAGCCCAGGAAUCUGCCCCAUUACUUUGCCCCUCAGAAUCCACCACAUGUCUACCGUCCUUCCACAGCGUAUUGUCUUGACUUUGCAAGUCCGGUAAGCAUUGUCCAGCAACCUCUGACCUUUAUUUCUAACCCACCUUAUCUGAAUGCGAACAUUACCAGACCCACUCCUGUACUUGCAAGUCAGAUUUCACAAGUAAACUGUCAUCUUUUGAAUCCUUCCUCCUUUGGCCAGUACAGCUUUCAGCCUAACCCAGUAAGGCAAUGUCCAGAAAGAAUUGCCAAUGGAGUGAAUGGCCACUUACUAAACCAAGCUGGGAUUCAGCCCUUGCUUGGGAAUGGAGCCGUAGAUAUUGGAGGUCAGCCGAGGUAUCCUACCAAUGCUUAUGUAACUUCCUCCUUUAGAAAGCAUUCUCCACUAUACACGGCUACAAGAUUAGAACAGGGGCCUUUAAUGUUGGCUACAAGUAUGGGCCAAAAAUGUCAAGGCUUAAAUAAUGGAAAUCUGAUGACUUGUUCGAAUACAGCAAGUUCAGAUUUGAUUGGGAUUAAUAAAAGUGUUUCCAAAAUUGCGGUUGCUAGUGCAUCUAGUGCCUAUACGGCAGCCUUCUCAGUUGCAAGCCAUGAACACCAGUUAAAAAUGUCAUUUGCAGGUAGUGAAAAACUAACAAAAAACAAUUUGUUACAGAUAAUGAAUACUAUGGAUACAAUAAGCAGAGACAGUUCUGCGUUCUCAGAUACGUCUACAAGUACUUUUUCUAACCAAGGAACUUCUUCGAAUGAAAGGACUGUGAUCUCCCAAAAUGAAACCUGUGAUGUGUCCUUUGAAGAAUCUGAUGCUGCCACUGCCAGUGUCCCCUGUAGUGAGAUUGAUAGUGAAUAUGGUGAUGUGGGAGAUUCAAUUGUGACUUCAGAUGUGAAUUCCAAUAUAAUUUCAAGUUCUUUAAGUAAUACUACUGACACCAAUAAAGACUUUGUAGUAUCUCAGAAAGAAAUAUUGCAAGAAGAAAUUCAAAGCACAAGUGUGAAGUCUUCCAAUGCAUCACUGUCAUCUCAUUUCAUAAUGCAAAAAAAGUUGUUUUCUGAAAUAUAUUGCAAAAGUGGCACAUUUGAAUCGCAGGCAGUCAACUCUGCUUUGGACUUGACAAAAAAAAUCCAAGUCUCUGAAAAUUCAUGUUCUGCCAGUGUGGAAGGCAGUUUAACGUCCUUUCAAACUAUCCGACCAAUUGGUGAACCAGGCCUUCCAAUGUCAUCUACACUCAAUAAUCCAUCAGUUCCUACCCUUGCCUAUGCUGGUGGGGUGCUGGUCCCUUAUAUGAACUCCAUAUUUGCAGCGAUGGACAACUUCAAGAAGAGGAUGGAAACGUCAAAUCCACUACAGCAGGUAUCAUCCAUGUGUGCUCCAGUAAUUUCACAAUCACAGGUGCAACAAGUGUCAAUGAGGCAUGAUACAAUGUCACAGAGUAUGCCAAACACAACAGACUGUUUACUGAGUAUAGCACAAGCACUUCAAAACCAGUCUAGCUCUAGACCUCCCUCCAAGCCUUUCGUUCAGUCCACACCAUUGAUAAACCAGUCUUUACUUACAAACCAGAGCCUAGGUCUUCAGCAAGGGGUUACAAACCCAUUACUCUACAGGUUUAAUUACGGAAUCCCAGUUGUUCAGACUGGUCCUUUGUUCCUAAAUCCAAUAUCCAGGCCUGUGCAAUCCUUAAAUCAAACAAAGGUAGUAACAGAAACAUGUUCUUCCCUGCAGUGUUCUUCCACAAAUUCUGUGGUAUUGGACGAAAAUAACAACCAAGGCUGUCCUGUUGAUACGAGUCCAAUUAACAAAACUGCAACCUUUUGUGAAGCGGGAUUGACAUCCUCCAAAACUGACUCGAAGCUUUACCCUUCUAAAUCUGUUCGAAAACGGCGUGCAAAUGUUCGGUGUACUGCAGCCUGCUGUUGUGACAAGGAUCUGACUGAGAUGGAGCAGAAAAUGAUUAAGAAACUGGAACAGAAAGAGUCGAGCAAAGCAAAGAGGUUACGUCCGAUAUCCAAACAGGCCGCUGUUGGUUCUUGUACUUCGUCUAGCUAUGCCCAAAGUGGGGCCUCUGCAUUGCAGCCAAUGAUUGUGGGAGUUUGUCAGAAUAGGACUGUCCCGCCGAAGGUGUUCAUGGAGGGAAAGGUACCCAUUUCAAGUGUACAUCCCAGGCACCACAUGUCCAUAAAGGGUCCUGAAGUAACCAGAUUGAGGCCAAUAACAAACAAUGGCAUCACCAGCUAUGCACCAAUCCCCAUGGUGAACCAACAGAAGCUUUCUAAGAAGGAGUCUUUUAAGGCACGCCAUUUCAACUUUGCAAAACUUGUCAUUGGUCAAUACCAGUAUUCAAGUGCUGGUCAUUGGACUAAUGAGAAAAUGGCCAGAGUGAAAAUCAUGUUUCGGCGAAGGCAGUUGACCUAUGAGUUCCAGCUGUGUGGAUUGGAAGGGGACAGGCGGCCCAUGGCUGAGGUGAUCGUUCCCUUCCACAUCAUAGCUGGCCUCUGGAUGUUUGACAAAGACAUGCGUGUAGAGGUGAACCAGGCACCUAAGAUGUACGUGGGAACAAAAGGGCUGACUGGGUCCACCCACCAUGCCGUGUAUAGCCGAGGCUCAGCUGUGGACCUAACUCACGAUCAGAUUGCCAGCUCACCUUACCACUAUAUCCAGUUCCGUGCAGUAUGUGGCAACAAGAUCCGGUCUCUGCUGUCAGAGUUUGACCCAGUAUUGGGCGAGCUCUUCAAACGACCUUACAUUGAGGAUUCUACAAAGACACUAAGGCCAGCAACCAGGCAACUGUACAAUGUAUUGCUGGAUCCCAGCAUAAGGCUGCAUACUGAUCAAAACAAUAACUCAGCACCCACAUGUGACCGUGUGACCUCAGUGGAAGACCCCUCACAGGUCAUCGUCAACUGCUCAUGCACUGCCGGUUGCUCUGACAGCCUGUGUAACUGCUGCAUCAGUGGUGUCACCUGCACUGAGGGGAUCUGUGGGUGCGUGGGCUGCUGUAACCCUCUUAAUGUGCUGCACCAGCUGGGACUACCUACAGCGCAGGCUAGGACAGACCCCUGUCUGAUGGAGAACAUAUACCAGAUAAGCCGACUGGACUGUUAUGUGAAGACCAGGCUUACCCUGGAGUGCUGUGGGCUGGGGAUCCUGCUGUUCAACUGCAUCCCAGGGGAGUUUCAGUGUCCCAACCCCACCUGCAGGGCCAGAUAUAAGUACUCCUGGUGCUCAGCCCAGUUGUGCAACGAAGAUGUGAUGCCACGCAACCACUGCCUCAAGUGUGCACGCUGCACUGAUUACAGAAAUCUGCACUGCCAGAACUGCAAUGUGUGCUACUUUGCCGGGUUGUGCAAGACAUUCAAGUGCCCAAUGUGCCACAACAAGGAAGGUGCAUGUUCCAGCCCAGAACCCGACGAGUCUGAAAUGGACUCGGACUCAGAAGCUUAAUACUGGCCAAAACUGGAUUGUGUGCAGAAUCUUCCAUAUAUCUCCACAUGUCGUACAUUUAAAAUAGUCAGAGAUCAUGUCUCAAGUAUUGUUGUCUAAAGUGAAAAUCCUAUUAUGAAAGUAUAGUGAUAGUUGCGUAACAAAAUUGGCCAUUAAGGCUCUUAUCUGAAUUUGUGAAAGUGGGAUACUCAAAGAUAUCAUCAUAAAUAUCAUUGAGUUACAGGAAAUGUUGUAUAUAAAGUUAUAUUGGUGUGUGAUCUACCUCUCUUCACUGCCUUAGUUGGGAUGUUAACAUUAACCCUUUCCCAUCUUCUAGCAAAGUUGUCAUGAUAUAAUGCAAACAUUUAUCAGUAUGUUGACAAUAAUUCAAACAUUUACCUGGAUAUGUAUUGAUGAGUUGUAUUCAGAUCUCUUAAAGAAGAUAAUUAUGCCCCCCUUCGAAGAAGAGGGGGUAUAUUGUUUUGCUCAUGUCGGCCCGUCCACCAGAUGCUUUCCGGAUGAUAACUCAAGAACACUUAGGCCUAUGAUCAUGAAACUUCAUAGGUACAUUGAUCAUGACUGUCAGAUGACCCCUAUUGAUUUUUUAGGUCACUAGGGCAAAGGUCAAGGUCACAGUGACUCGAAAUAGUAAAAUGGUUUCCGGAUGAUUACUCAAGAAUGCUUAGGCCUAGGAUCAUGAAACGUCAUAGGUACAUUGAUCAUGACUGGCAGAUGACCCCUAUUGAUUUUCAGGUCACUAGGUCAAAGGUCAAGGUCACAGUGACUCUAAAUAGUAAAAUGGUUUCCGGAUCAUAACUCAAGAAUGCUUACGCCUAGGUUCAUGAAACUUCAUUGGAAUAUUGAUCAUGACUGGCAGAUAACCACUAUUGAUUUUCAGGUCACUAGGUCAAAGGUCAAGGUCACAAUGACUCGAAACAGUAAAAUGGUUUCUGUUAAUAACUCAAAAAUGCUUACACUAGGAUCAUGAAACUUCAUAGGUACAUUGAUCAUGACUGGCUGAUUUUCAGGUCUUUAGGUCAAAGGUCAAGGUCACAGUGACAAAAAACAUAUUCACACAAUGGCUGCCACUACAACUGACAGCCCAUAUGGGGGGCAUGCAUGUUUUACAAACAGCCCUUGUUAUAGUGUUUAUAAGUAACUUUCUUGCUCAAAUUGUUUGUGUAAUAAUACAGCAUUAAGAUAUUAACAAAUGCUUAUUUAUAGAUAAUUUUGUUUUAGUUGUCUUUUCUUCAACAGUGACAUCUUUUAGAGUAGUAACAGUCAGUUAUAAGUGACAUAGCCUAUCUUGACAUAACUUGUAAUUUACGGGUAUUUCAGUACAUUGUUUUAUUUUAUCCUUGUUUUGAUGUUUAUGUAUAAAAUUAUCUAUAACAUGUGCUAUUUACUUUAUAAGAUGUGCUAUUUAGUUGGGAAUACACGUUGAUCUCAAGAUUUGAUGUUUUUUAAUGCAUUGGAUUUAGUUGGAUCUGUACAUAAAUACAAUUGUAGGACUAAAUAUGCUCACACAGUCGAUGAUAGGGGAUGUAGUAGAGUCACGCCAUUGGUUGGAUGGUAGGUUGGCUUUUUGGUUGGUUUUGUCUGCAUUCCAUAAUUCCCUAGCGAUUUAAACAAAACUUUUAAUAUGACAUCACCACAAGGUGUUGAUGACCCAUUGUUUACCUGAAUUGAUGCAUAAUUUCCUGAGUUAUUUCCCCUUGAUCAUUUCUCAAGCUAUUGGAACUAAACUUUAAAGACAAUAUCACCAUGAGAUGUUGAUGUACAAGACCCAAUUCAUGUUUAGUAAUUUGAAGAAUCCUAAGUUAUGUUUCUUUGAACAUAGCCAUGUCCUUGCAUAAAUGUUUUUAAUUAAUUAUGAGGAAACUAUAUUCACAUUUUCUUUGAAUCAACACUUGAAAUAUUUCACUGCCAUGAAGUUUAAAUGUGCAAGACACCAUGUUCUCAAGCAAUAAUCUAAACGAGCUUGAGUUAUGUGCCAUUGAUUCUAGCCAUUUUAAUGCGUAAAAUAUUUAAAGUUUGUAGAGCAAACACUUAAAAAAAUGUCCUCACCACGAAGUGUCAAUGUGCAAGAAGCAUGUUCACAAUCAAUGAUGUAAAUGUUUUUUGGGGUCCUUAUAUAUAUAAUAAGAGUAAAGGUAUCCAACGAUUAUUUCACAGGUGUAUUGAAUAACACAAUGCAACAGGAUAAAAUGUCAAACUAUG